Messenger RNA from Knipowitschia caucasica, 822 nucleotides. NCBI's taxonomy places the organism in Eukaryota, Metazoa, Chordata, Actinopteri, Gobiiformes, Gobiidae. The record is from the annotation of a GenBank genome assembly.
AUGAAAAAAGUUGAGGUGGAGGGAAGCCCACACCUAUGUCUUUUUGCUCUAAAAGACAUAAAGGACGGUGAAGAAAUUACGUAUGACUACGGAGGCAAUGACUGCCCAUGGCGAAUAAAAAAUAUUACUCAUCCUGCAAAGAGCUCCCAUCCUGCUGUCAUGUCUGAGAAACGGAUGGAAGAAGCUCCUUCUCCACAGGACACUCCUCAACAGAUGACAUUGUGUGCCAUUGAUACUCAUCCUGCAAAGAGCUCCCAUCCUGCUGUCAUGUCUGAGAAACGGAUGGAAGAAGCUCCUUCUCCACAGGACACUCCUCAACAGAUGAAAGACACAUGUCUAGAAGACACAGAACUCUAUGACAGCACAUCAGUCAGUGAAGAUGAGUAUGUUCCAGAUUCCUGCACGGACUCUGAGGACAGUGAUGCUAGCAUUGGUGUCACCCCAAGAACACGCCUGCAUCUUUCUUCUCGAAACUCUGGCUCAUAUAUGCCCAAUGAAUGUGACACCACAACACCUGAACUGGACACCAGCUUCGUUGUAUCUGAACUCUCUGUAGAGGAAGAACCCUGCUCUGACCUCUCUGUAGCGGAAGAACCCUGCUCUGACCUCACUAAAACAUUAUGGGUAGUGAUGAGGAAGAGGGAUGCAGACAGGAUGGAGAUCGUUCAUUUGCUGUUGAUGAACCAUCAGAUGAGGAAACUGUUGCAGGUGCUGUGGGGAAUGAAAACUCAACAGGCAAGCAACACAGACGCCCAACAGCAAAGCAUGGCGCAUCUUCUGGAGUCAAUCCUGUGGCACAUUCCUCUAAAGGUGAUUUUUUAA